Molecule: messenger RNA, 2392 nt
Organism: Rhinopithecus roxellana (golden snub-nosed monkey)
Lineage: Eukaryota; Metazoa; Chordata; Mammalia; Primates; Cercopithecidae
Product: translation initiation factor IF-2-like
Exons: 1
Coding region: 655-1665 (336 amino acids)
Source: RefSeq, a predicted model, not a curated record
CGGGCGUGGAUGGGGCCCAUGUCUGUAGUCUCAGUGUCAGGCCUUGGCUGGGAUCCUUACUAUAGCUGUGCCAAGCUUUUGCAAGUAGGGUCUGUUCAAAAGGGCUGGGAGAUCCCCUAUUUUAAACACUCUGGGGGUGGUGCCAUGGCCUUCUCGGGUACUUUGUAGGAAUGAAAUGCAACCCUUCAGGCCGCUGGGGGCCUGGGGCCCCUUCCCACCAACCUGCCAUUGGCACAGAGGCUUCUGACCCUUUCCAAAACCCUUUCCAAACUGCAGUUCCAGCUCUUGAUGUCAGAGACCAGGGCCCGGACCCCCAGGCUUUGACCCUGUCCUGAGAAGGAACAGAAAGCAAGAGCAGGAAUUUGGGAAAGAUGGGCGAUCCCACUGCAGAGGCCUUCCUGGGACCCCCCCACCCUCCCGGCAGGGUUUGGGAGAGGGUGGGCCUGUGUGGGGUCUGCGUUGCCCCAGCAAGGCCCAGGAGAGCGUGCGGGGACCAUGCUGCCAGCACAGCCCAGCGGCCGCGCCCCAGCCUGUCCCUUCAGCUGCUGCUGAUCUGCUCACAGAUUGGUUUCGGGGUCCACUGUGACCUCUGCCUGGCACCACCUGGCUCAGUCCCCAUGCUGGCUGCUGCCGUCCACAUAGCCAAGAACAACCAUGGCGGCCUCGGGCCCAGGGGGUCCAGGAAAGACCCCGGGGCCCAGGGCAGUGGGCAGUGCCCUCCUGGAGCAGACGGGAGCUACCAGCUGCCAGCAUCGCCCUCAGUCUUGGCUGCCCGGGAAGUUUUCCAAAGGCCCGACCCCACUCCUCUUGGAGCCGCUGAUCCCUCUCUCCCAUCAGGUGCCUCAGGGACCCUCCUCCACCCAGAGGGUCUCUGCCUUCCCGGUUUUCCUGGGGCAGUUUGGACUUGGGGGAGAGGAACCAUCAUCCAUCCAUCACACCCCAGACCCAAACAGACCCAAAGCCAGGAGGAGCAGGGUGGGCCCAGAGGCCGUCAUCCUGCCAGCCCAAGGGGCACAGCCCAAGGUCUCCACCCGGAGCCCCAGGGGCACAGCUGUGUGCAGGUCACCAGAAGCCCCGAAUAAUGACAGCGCCCCAGAGAGUGGGCACCAGGCCCUGGUGCCGUGUGAAGCCGCCAGCACUUGCCUGGGCUCAUUCCAGGGGCCAUCAGAGGGCCCUGUUACGGCUGCACCCUCACACUCACCAAGCAGCUGGGGCCCAGCUCUGCUGUGGAUCCCAGCCAGGCAGCAGCCGGCCUGCGGGCUGAGAUGCUUCCGCUCCUGCUGCACAACUGGGAAGGGCCUGGAGGCCGGGAGCUGGCGAUGGCCACAACGCCGUCUGGCGCCUUCUCCUCCGGGGCAGCCGAGCAGCCCUGGACACGAGGGGCUUCGUCUCACCCCCAGGAGAAAAUGCCCAGUCCUCCGAGAGUCUAGUGAGGGCUUGCCAGCCGGGAACCAAGACCCAGUGUGGCCUAAACCAGGCCCGGCCACCAUGGUCAGGCAGAGCUUACAGAGAGACCUGCCUGCUGCCGCGGUCCAGAGGAGAUGGGGGAGGGACCUUCAUCCCACUCGGGCCUGUCCGAGGCGAGCAGGCAGCCAGUAUCUCCAUAUCUCAGGCAGGAAAGGGCCUGAAGCCCUGGGGAGCAGAGGCUGUGCCCUCAGGAAAUAGGUCCCAGCCUGGCUCCCUCACAGCCUCGGGCUGCCCUGUGGACCGAAACCCCCAGGCACCUUGCGGCAGGGCUGCCAUGAUGGUGGAGAUCCCACGCCGUGAACAGCAGGUUCCUCUCCGUGCCUUCCCAGGCGGGGGGCACUUGGGGCUCAAACUGGGGCCUUGGGAACUUCCUUGGGCCUGCUCAGUGCCACCCUUGAAGCCCCUGGCCUUCCCCGGGCCGGUCGCUCUGCCGUGUGGGCUCUGCCAUGUGGCCCUGCUGGGUCUCCUCUCGCGGAGCUGCCCACAGUCCGCCCUUCCCCCUCGCUGCACUGUUCCCUGCUGAGGGUGUGGACUGCAACAGUCGUCCUGCCCGGGGUCUGCUGGGGGUCUGCCUGUGCUCGAGGUGGGGGCUCCUCAUGCAGCCGCUCUGUCCGUGGAGGACCCCUGUGAGCAGCUGCAGCUCAGCAGCAGGCCGAGGAGCCGGGUCGGGGGCUGGGAGUCCCAGCAGGCCCUUGGCUGACACGUGCCCCCUUGCAGGUGGGUCCGAGGAGAGCACUACAGGUACAAGUUCAGCCGUCCUGGGGGCAGGCACGCCGCCGAGGGCAAGUGGUGGGUGCGGAAGAGGAUCGGAGCCUACUUCCCUCCACUCAGCCUGGAGGAGCUGAGGCCCUACUUCAGGGACCGUGGGUGGCCUCUGCCCCAGCCCCUCUAGAUGUGCACCAGAAAUAAAGGCAAAGACCCAGCC